This is a messenger RNA of Glossina fuscipes, 2146 nucleotides long. RefSeq lists its product as uncharacterized. The transcript is spliced from 2 exons. The record is from RefSeq and is a predicted model, not a curated record. Gene Ontology annotation, molecular function: chitin binding. NCBI's taxonomy places the organism in Eukaryota, Metazoa, Arthropoda, Insecta, Diptera, Glossinidae. Bases 798 to 1100 code for a protein of 100 amino acids.
UAAUAUUGAGAUCUUGCAAAGUUGCUUCCUAUUCCUAAAGAAUGUAGAAACCAGGAACUAUAGGGAAUGUUAGUUAGACAAGGAUUAACUGGUCCGCCUAUUUGCGGUUUGAUAUAUGCCAAAAUUGCCAAAAUGCGAACGUGACAGCUAUCUAUUUGACUUGCAAUUUUUAAAACUGGAUGUAAAUCCGGUCUGACGACCAGCAGAGUCAUCAAAAUUAAUCAUCCUCUUUCUAGCGAAGAAGGCAAUUUUCUUUUUUUUUUAGUUUACGAGCUUUUUAUAGAUUUAGGACGACGUGACCGACCACCUCCUUUAGCUUUUUUGGCGAAAGACAAACAUUUCAUAUUUUUCUAGGUUUAGGAUGGGAUUACCGCCUUGCAUUUUAACGAAAUCUUCGAUUUAGGAUAAUUUUACUUACCCUUUACGUUUUUUUAUAAAAACUAAAAAGUUUAUCCCGGAUAUUAACCCUUACGUUAAGAGAAUAUUACAAUUUUACCCAACGGUCAAGACGACAAUCGAUAUCGUUUAAGUUAAUUAAAUAGAAGGAAAAUAAUUUUCGAUAAGAAUUGAUUUGGAAACAUAAGUGGUAACUGCAAAAUCUUUACAUAAAUAAAUACUAUAUGUAACAAUUGUUGCCUUAUCUUAAAUGAUAAUUAUCAUGUUUUGAUGCUUUACCGUUAUAGAUAAAAAGUGGAAAUUUUCAUCGAUUUUUUUUGUAUAAAUAACCAAACAAAACUUUUUGCUAAUAAAACUUUUCGUUUGGCUCGGUUAUCUUCACCAGUUACAUUUAUAGCAAAAUGAAAGGAAUUAGCGUUAUUGCUUGCUUCGCAUUACUAAUAACCGUAGCGUCGGCUAAUGUAGUACGUGUGCCACCACAUUACGAGCCUCAGGAAAUCUAUGCAGAGCCUAAUUGUGCCGUUGUCACCGAUCACGCUCGUAAGUUUCGUGACAUUUCUGAUCCGACCCGUUAUUGGAUUUGUCCCCUGGGUAACGAAAAAGCUGAUACUGUUCGAUGCCCUGCCGAUGAAGCUUUUAUGGAGCAUUUACAACGUUGCGUCAAUUGGUCUGAGUGGAAAUGGAUUGAACCAUAUACUAAAUGAAUUUAUUAAUUUAUUGAAAUGAUUUGUAAUUGAAGACAACUUUAUUAAAAGUAAUUCACCCUUACAAGAUGAUGCACGUGUCCGUCUCUUUCAAGGAAUACCGUUUAGUAAAAACUUUUUUUUUUUUUUUUAAACCAAAAUUUCGUUAAGAAAGGAAGAUUAUUGAAAUUCCUGACUACUAUACCAUAUAUAGAUCGAAUAGAUAGUUAAGAGUAUUUUAUAAUAAGUUCAAUAUAUGAGAGUUAGUUAGCAGUGGAUUGGAAAAUGCAUCCCUGAUAGGGAUAGCUGGUUCAAACGAUCCUUGCAACGGAAGAUCUCUACUUGAAUACGUGAACACUUGAAAUAUUUUCUUUUUAAUACUCUAAAGUUUAAAUAAUAAAUAAAGUUUUUCGAGUUUCAAAUAAUAUUCUCUAAACUUCAAAUGCUUUAAGACAUAAUCUAUUUAACAUUAGAUGUGUAGACGUUUUGUAUAAAUCUAUUGUUAUUGAGACCUUAUCGAUUAGGAAUAUGUGGUCAAAAUAUGGGCAUAAUAUACACGCCCAGAAUAUAGGAAAAAGUAAACCAAUCUUAGAAAACAACAACAAUUCGAAAGCAUGCUAGCAUUUUCUUCACCCAGUCACAGUUAAGUAGCAAAGAAUUUUUGCAUAUUUCAUAAUAGAGUCCAGGUAUUCAUUAGGAUCAGCAUCACAUUCGAUUUCAAUGUGGUUCCGACAAGACUGCUAACGCAACCGUCCAAGUGCGCUUUCGAUUAGAUGGGAAUUAAAGUUUUAUUGGUAAUUUAGGACGUACCAAUAAACUGAUCGGGACCAUUUUUGCACUGAUCAUAUGUCAGGGUUGGCAGAUGUUUCUGUCGAUUAUUUGGAUCUGAAUUUCUCAUAAAUACAUUGGUGGAAUCGAAAGUUAUAGACGAAAAUUUGGAAAAAAUUAUCGAAGUUGUUUUAGUCCAGUUUCUGGACGCGUAUCUGAACGGAUCAAGCGAUUUUUUUAACCAGAUAUUCCUAAUCGUUCAGGUAACGUUUAUGCCCAAAUUUAAUCCUCCUAUCUUU